Ixodes scapularis (black-legged tick) is the source of this 5863-nucleotide messenger RNA. RefSeq names its product inactive histone-lysine N-methyltransferase 2E. The transcript has 25 exons. The record is from RefSeq and is a predicted model, not a curated record. Lineage: Eukaryota; Metazoa; Arthropoda; Arachnida; Ixodida; Ixodidae. Gene Ontology annotation, molecular function: protein binding. Bases 464 to 4465 code for a protein of 1333 amino acids.
UGUCAAACACUGAAUGGCCGCCAUUUCUCUCGUACGAAUAUUUGAAUGUGUCUCUAUGUGGACCACAGUAUUCGCAGUUUCUGCAAAUACAGGGAUAAAGAGGUUAGCCCGGUUGCUCGAGGAGUAAAAGGGUGGAACGGACUGGCGCAUCGACGGGACCCCAGCGACACCCGAAGGCCCUGAAUUGGAGACUUUGUUUCGGGUGCACCUCUCGCUCGUUCCGAACACCUCCUAUGUGACAGAACCCAUCACCCGUGCUAACAUCUCGACUUCUCUCAGCGAGUGAGCAUGGUCUGAGGCUGGCAUCUACUGCGUCGUGCCCAAGGCAGCAGCAUGGCUACGGCGGCCCCCGUGGCGGCGGCAGCGGAGGCCCCGAGUGGGGGAGCGGCCCAGCAGCGGGGGAGCCCCGUGUGGGGGCGGGGUCCGUCGGAGGGGCCCCAGGGAGCGGCCUGGCCCUGCUAACAUGAGCCUGGCCCUGCCCCAGUCUCAGGCCCAGCCGCGACUGGGGGGCCCUACCCCCAAUGGGGGGGCCCCCCCACAUACGUCCUGCCUGCAGCCUCCAAGCAGCCUGCUACCCGGGGUUGAUGCCCGGGGUCCCCCCACCCCCCUGGAGGUGCCGGGCGUGGUGCCGCAGGUGGUGGUGGUGCCGCCCCCUCCCCUCCGGCCGCGGGAGCACAAGCCCCACACGUCGUCCCUGCACCACCAUGGCUACGCUAACUGCUUCGGCCUGCCCUACCAGGACCACAACUACGGAGCACCCCCUCCCCCGACACCCCCCCAGAGCCCUCCCCCGGCACCCCAGGCCCCCGUGCACAGGGUCAACGGGGUGCUGUCCAGCGAGGACCGGGGGACCCCCCUGGAGCAGGCCCCUCCCCCGACCUCCCUGCCCAACGGGUGCCUGGAGGAGGUCAAGCGGGAGGGGGCCUCUCCCGCGGAGGAGAGCGUCACACGCUGCAUAUGUGGCUUCAACCAUGAUGACGAAUACAUGAUCUGCUGCGACCACUGCUCGGUGUGGCAGCACGUGGACUGCAUGGGCCUGGACCGCAGUCGCAUUCCCGAGACGUACCUGUGCGAGCGGUGCCACCCUCGCAGGGUGGACCGCCACCGGGCCCGCACCCUGCAGACGCGCAAGAAGCAGCAGAUGAGCCGGGCCCCGAGCCGGGUGGAGUCGACUUCGGACGAGAGCGGGGGCGGUGCGGCGGGGGCUCUCCCGGGGGACGAGAACAGAGGGGGGGACCACGGGGGCGCCCCCCACCCCAAGGGAGCCCACCCCAGGGUGCGGCGCAAGCGGCGCCGCUCGGAGGGCAAGGAGCCCGCGGGCAGGCAGCUGGACCCCGCAACGGGGGACACGGCAGCCACCAAGAGGCUCAAGGCCAAGAAAAUUAUGAAGGAGAGGAUCGAACGGAAAAAGGUCAAGUUAAAAAAUAUGGUGAAGAAGCCCAAGACCCGGUUUCUGGGCCUCGCGCAAGUUCCUGCCAAGGAGGAGGAGGCAGCCCAGGACGCCUGGGGUCCGGGAGUGUCCCCCCCGGGGGGCGGGGCCUCCCCCGGGGACCGGUACGAGACUGCCCUCAUCAACCAGUACACCCCGGAGGUGCAGCUCAUGGCCGGCUCGCUCAAGCUCAACGGACAGCACGAGGCCCUGACGUGCAAGGUGUCUACGGCCGGCGGGGACGCCCCCUGGCGGGUGGAGGCGUGCGGGGGAGGGCAGCGCCGCCUGGUGGCGACCCACGCCCUGGGGCCCCAGCAGCCCCUGCUCGAGGUGCGGGGAAAGUUCCUGUCGGCCUCCCAGUUCCGCCACCAGAACCCGGUGUUCCACAAGCGGCUGUACCCCUUCGUGCUGUUCUACCAGCCGUGCGCGGAGGAGGAGACGGUGUGCGUGGACGCCCGGGAGUAUGGCAACGAGGCCCGCUUUGUGCGCCGCUCCUGCUGCCCCAACGUGCAGGUGCAGCACGUGGUGCACAACGGCCUGCUCCACCUGUACCUGGUCUCCUCCAGGGACAUUGCCCCGGGGCAGGAGCUCACCAUCCCCUUCGACUUCGACUACCGUCAGUGCAUCCACAGCGUGAGCUGUGCGUGUGGCUCCGAGGACUGUAGAGUGGCCAGCAAGGGACGCAAGGCCGCUCCUCCGGCGGAGCGCAAGCGUCGUGGCCGCCGGGUGAGCACGAGCAGCUGCGGUCUGGUCGAGGAGGAACCGGCGCUGGCCAAGGAGGCGGCGCGACUGGCGCCGCACAACGACGACCAGCCGUCCCUGGGCGCCCUGGCCGAACCGCAGGAGUGCAGUCCGGCGAUGGCGUCUCCCGCCUCGGACUCGGCCACGGGCCAGGAGGGCCACCAAGGGGUCCCCGAGGACCAGGAGAGCGAGGAGCAGAGCUCGGCGGAGCGGCGGCGCAAGAUGACGCGGGAGGAGCGCAAGAUCGACGCCAUCAUGCGUGCCUUUGAGAAGAUGGAGCGGACGGAGAAGCGGCGCCGGCAGGCCCUGGAGCGCAUGGCCCAGCAGCACCGGGGGGGCCCCAAGCACGAGCACCCGCCCUUGCCGGACAAGCUGGAGGACGAACGUUCCAACGACUCCUCCCUGCCUGCCGCGCCGCCCGAGGAACUCAAGCCCGAGCCCCACCCUGAGGGCGGCACAGAGGACAGAGCGGUCUCUCUGCACAGGGCCAGAAAGGGAAAGCGGCGGCGCAGCACGGUCUCCCGGCGUCGCAGCCGUACGGUCAGCGGGGGCUCGGAGCUUCUGGGGUCUCCGCCGGAGUGCGAGGCCUCGCUCGAGGCUCCGCCCCCUUCGGCGAUGCACUGCCCGUUGUCCCCUCCCUGCCACCGGGAGGAGGAGCCAGUGACUGCGGAGGUGCCUGCCACGCCCCCCCAGGGGGCCGCCCUGUCGCCCGGACCGUCGCCCACGGGGAAGGCCUUUGCCCUGCCCAAGUCAAAGAGGUUCUUGAUGCAGGGCUGGCUGCACGAAAAGGCCUGCGGAGACGUGGCCGAGGGUGGGCCCGGCCACCCCGGGGCGGCGCCCCCUCCCACCACCCCAGUGGAGGAGGCACCCUGCUACGUGCGGUGCACGCGGGACCCCGCUCCGUCGGCGGUGGGCAUCUCGGCUGCCCACCUCCGGCGCAACAGCUGCUCCACCUCGGCACCCACCUCCGGCGGCUCCGCGAAAAAGCGGUGGCUGCGGCAGGCCAUGUUCGAGUCGAGCGAGGAGGUGACGGAGGACGGGGGCCUGGAAGGGGCGUGCCCCGGCAGCCCGCCCGCGGCCGGAGAGGACAGCUGCCAGUCGGUCUCGCCUCCCCCCGCCGGAGGUGGGUGCUGCCGGGACGUCCCGCGCUGGGACGAGCCCUGGGGCCCCUUGCGAGGAGGGCUUGACGCAGACCUGGUGACCCCCCUGAAGAAGCGGAGGCUGGUGCGGGAGUCCCGGGAAUCCCUGGACUCCAUGACGGGGGGCCUGUCCCCGGCGACGGGGGAGGCGGCCGCCACCCUGCUUUCGUUCCAGGCGCCCUGCCUGGCGGCCCCCUUUGCGGCCCCCUUCCACCGGGUGGAGGUCCCCCCGGAACAGAGCCCCCCGGGGCCCCCCCCUGAAGAAGAGGAGGACCCCCCGACCCCCCUGGACGACGAGGAGAGCCUGGUGGACUGCGAUGAGUCGACGACGGAGGAGGCGGCGGUGCCGGAGGGGCCCCGGCUGCUGCCCCCGAUCCCAGUGUCCCUGCCGGACCCUCUGGUGAUGAUGGCCUCCCACCAGGUGCCACCCCUGGACACCACGGCAGCUUUGCCGCCACCAGCUGCCACCGAGGUGGUCUUCAGCCACAGGAUGGAGGAGGUGCCGGAAAGGCCCCCCGAGGCGGCGCGGGUGGCGACCGCAGACGCGCCUUGGAGCGGGCUGCGGACAGACGCGGUGGACGUGUCGGACUGCUCGACUGCCUCGUCGUCCUCAUCGUCCCUGUGCGCGCUGCCGCCCUCUUCGCCCGGCUCCCGGCCCCUGGCGUCGUCCGGAGGCAUGCUCAAGCGCAAGGUGGGCAUGCCACCCUCUCUGCGCGCAGGGACACGGCCGGUCAUGAAGGUGAGCCUGUCGGAGUACCGGAUGCGGAUGCGGGAGACAGGCAAGGCGGCCGGCGUGGCCUCCUGCAAGAGCCCCCUGGGACCCCCGGGCCCCCCGGUGCAGGACCGCCAGGGCACGCCCCUCUGCUCCCCUGCCAAGGGUGAAGAAGAGGACGACCCCUGGGGCCAGCCCCGGCGGGAGCGACUGAGCCAGCGGCUGCGGCGGGAGUUCGGCCUGGACGACGACUCGGACUCGGAGAGGAACCCCCACGCCGACGGUGCCCCCACACUGCCACCUUCGGCGGCAGGCUACCAGCCGCCCCUGGUGCCCCACCUCGGCACCCUCCAGCCCCCGGGAACUCCCAGGGGCACCCCAGGUGCCGCCGGAGGAACCACUCCUCCGCAAGGACGGCCCCCCCAGGGCUACUUCCACAGCUAGGCCCCUCCUCCCGUGCCACAGCCCCGUCAGUGACUGGCCCCCGUGGCCUUGGGUGCACGACCGUGUUUGCGAGGGGUGCCCUCGGAGGAGUGUGGACCGCCCCGGGUGGAACCGUUUGUAUAUAAGCAAUGGACGUACCCAGUUGACACCCCAUCUUCAUUGGAGCCCCCAGAGGCUCCCUCGACCCCGUGCUCACCUCGGAUUCGACGGACAUUACGUGUGGCGAGUGUGUACGGACAAGCCGCCUGCGUCGGUUGCUCGGGUCUGACCCGAUACCGGAUCGCUUGGCCGUACAAGUCGGACCCGGUACAUUAGUGCGUGGCCGGGCCCAUCGUGCUGGCUUUGCAUCGGCCCUGUUGAUAUGUAUGUAUGCAGCGGAGUUUCCGCAGGUUCCUGGGUAGCCCCCUACCCUCUACCCUUUUUUUCCCGGUUCCCCGGGACCGGUUUUCAUCCCCCUGGUUGUUCAAGGUCACCCGUCAUCGGCGACGUCGGGAAUCCCUCUCUGCAUCUGGGGGUCCCGCUCCGUUCCGAAGGGAAGAGCGGGGUGCUCCCUCCCACCCAUCGUGUACAUAGCUAUACAUAGCGUAACCGUAUCGCAUGUUAGCCCGCAUUCUCAUUUGUGUUUCGGUGUCGCGUAACACGCCGCGCCCUUUGGCGGUUCCUGUACAUAGUGUACAUAGAGGGGUCGGCCCUCUUGCCGCGCAGCGAGGCCCAGUGAAGAGGGGAGGGGGGGUGUAACAAAGAGGCCACGCCCGACUACCGUCCUCCCAUUUCCUCACGACUUGUACAUACCGGAAGGUCGUUAUCUUUUAAGCCGUGAAUCGUUAAUCGCAUUGUUUCACGGUCCAUUUUACGCGUCGCUACAUUGCCCGCUUGGCUUCAAUCGGCGUCCUGGGACUCCUCGCUCAGAGACGUCGGGCCGAGAGCAGGCCGACGUGGGCUUCGUUGGCCCGUUGCUUGGGGACGGCGGGCCCCACUUCACCGCUGCUCCUCGAGGCCAUUUGGUUUUUAAACUCCCUGUCCCUCAUUGGAGAAGACGACAAAACGCAAAACCGUGUGAUAACUUAUUUUGUAGCCUAGAGAGUGUCUCCUGCCGCGUCUUGCUCAGGUGGCUGGCAGCUCCUCAUUUGCUUCCGGCUGGGGUGGUUCCAAGUUUGACGGAGUCGCAGAGGGGCGCAGACGCGUGCUGCCCCAUUCUUCUGCGCUGGUUGCUGAGAAUCGUGCAUGGUCUCGGUUGGGCUUCGCACAACCGGGCUGGUGUGUCGGGUAACGGGUCAGCUCGCGAGGUGUCGUUUGUGGAGGGCUCUGGGGAGGCGAGCGGCUCCCUGUGCAAGACCUGCUGCGUGUCAUGUUGUGUGUGCUCUCCAAAGCUGUAAAUAAAGGAGGCUACUUUCUUCA